AUGCCUCUCUCUCCAGACACAAAUGUUCUGGCAUACCUACGCAAGGAGUCUCUUGACAUCUACAAUCGCCUGCACUCCAUCGAUGAGGAUGUUGACUUUGUUCAGCUAGUACACGAAACAUAUCCUCAAAUUCCCUUGUUGCCAAAUCUUCGUUGUGGAGCAUGGUACACUGCCCCUAACAUAGCCGCAAACACACCAGCGUACUUCAAAUCUACCGAUGGCCAUUUCUCAAACUGGAGCUUCAACCUUCGCCGAGCAAACCUACACCUCCUUCCUCUCGUUAUUCAACACAAUGGCAUGAUCCUAGUCGACUCUACACGUUCAGGAAAACGUAUCCCUGAUGCCCUUUCGAAAACCGUACCAAUAUGGUGUGCGGUAAUCAACAGAGCUAUGGUCCUUCUCAAUCCCGACUUGCCACAAGUAAACGAGGGAUGGGAUCCCUCAUUAUAUACCGCUCCAGGAGCGGUCAGCGCACAGGAACAUCAUCAGAUUGAGAUCAAGCUCGAUGGAUUCGCUCGCGCACUUGUGGCAUCUUCAUUUGAACUCCCAGUGCUACCACACCCACUUCGUCCAUUCUGGAUUACCCCAUCAACGACCUCCUUCCCAUUUUUCAGCUCUCCCGUAUCCGACGGCUUCUUGCCCGUUAUAUGUGUAUCCGCCUCCAAGCAGGUCGAUCAAGGCACGGAAAGGCGGGCCAGUGGGUUCUCGUACAUCCAGGGAUCGGGAGACGAUCAUGAAUUAUGGGGCAUGGGCCUCACACCGGAAUUAUUCUGGGCACACAAUGAUGCCCUCUUGAGCGCAGAUCGUUCCGAGCUUUCUGAGCUUGUCGCGAAACUCGUUAAACAGCCCACGAUCUCAAAUUCAUCUUCGCUGAGUAAUAACCCGCCAAUUUUAAUAUCAAAGGUUUCUGGAAAACUGGCGAUGUGCUGGACCUCAGAUAUACCCAUGCAAGAUACUUUGAAUGUUUGUGUGGAAAUCGACUCUAAGGAGACCACACCCAACACCUCUAGAACGGCUUACAUAGUUCUCACUUCCUCACAUACCACUCCCCGUAACAACGUGAACUGUCUCUACAUCCCCCUACACCACGAACGGAAAAAGAAAGGCGACACGCCGUAUCUCUUUACCACCAUCCUCCCUUCAUCUCUGGCGUUCAUCAAGUCCCGCCUCAGGCUCCUCACCGUCAAAUCCGUCUGCAUAGCAAUCCCAAAAAACGACAGCGACGCUCGAGACGUGGCAGUGGGGAUCAUGUUGGUGGUGCUGCAGCUCCUUUUCGAUGAUCAUGGGGAGCUGUUGGAUGGGGCUUCGGUCCAGCUCCCGGCAACGAAACAGACGAUCCGGACGCGGUUGGAGUGGGUCAUUGCUAGUGUUCCUGAUGUGAACCCUUCUCGGACGAUGUUGAAGAGGGUUAAUGAGUUUUUGCUGUCGAAGCCUGAGUUUUGGAGGGGUGGUUAG
Molecule: messenger RNA, 1455 nt
Organism: Laccaria bicolor S238N-H82
Lineage: Eukaryota; Fungi; Basidiomycota; Agaricomycetes; Agaricales; Hydnangiaceae
Exons: 7
Coding region: 1-1455 (484 amino acids)
Biological process (GO): charged-tRNA amino acid modification
Cellular component (GO): cytoplasm
Molecular function (GO): tRNA adenosine(64)-2'-O-ribosylphosphate transferase activity
Source: RefSeq, a predicted model, not a curated record